AUGUCAGAUUCUGAUCCAGGUUCUUCGGAGGAGCAGAAAGAAUUAUUGUGGGAACUGGAUGAUGGUGAAUACUUAGUCGAGUCAAUCCGAGCCAGGAACAAUAUUUUUGUGCCUAAAAACACUCCCAUUUUCACUUACAAGAAGGUAUCAGAUGCCAAAUCGAAGAAGAGUUUUAAAUCUCCAUCUGCUGGUAUCAUCAGAAUAAACCAAGAAAUCUUGAAGAAUGGGGCCAAGUUGGAAAAAGGAUCUCUUCUGGGAUGGAUUGGUGGAGAAUGUCCGCAUGAAAUGGUAUUGGCUGGAAGUUGUGUCACUUGUCAUAUCUUGGUUAAGAGGUAGGUUCCGUUUAUUGAAUGUUCUUAUCUUUAGGAAACACGAUGAAAGUGAAGGUUAUGUAUCAAUGAUUCAUAACAAGCCAGGCUUGAUGGUCAGCAAGAAGGUAACAAUGUUAAGUUAUGUUAAAUAUAGUUUAGAAAGCGACUGAAAUUGGUGUGGAGUCUCGACAGAAUCUCCUUAAAGCCAGGAAAUUAAUUCUGAUGGUAGAUCUCGAUCAAACUGUUAUUCAUACGACAAAUAAAGCUCCGACUCAAGAAGAAAUGAUGUCUGUAAGUAAACAUUGCUUUUUUAAUUUUGUUUAGAAUAUUCACAGUUAUGUUCUACAAGGUUUCCAAUAUCAUACCAAAAUACGUCCACAUGUUGAAGAAUUUUUAACCGAAAUGAGCAGAAAAUUCGAAUUACAUGUCUGCACCUACGGAAAACGAGAGUAUGCCGAAAAAAUCGUUAGCAUCCUGGAUUCGGAGAAAAAAUACUUCGCGGAGAGAGUGCUUACCCGGGAUGAGUUGAGAAGUCAGCAUGAUAAAAGAUCCAAUCUGAGCUCGUUGUUCCCAGCGGGAGAAGAGAUGGUCCUCAUGGUGGACGACCGGUGCGAUGUAUGGGGUUUCUCAGAUUCUUUGAUUUGGGUGGGUAUUAUGUUGUAUUUGUAUAUGUCUUUAGGUUAAACCCUAUGUCUUUUUCAAUAAUAUCGGAGAUAUUAACGAUCCCAACCUGAUCAGAAAAAAGGCGGAAUUUGAGAACAAGAUGGAGGAAACACAAAAACAAGAGGCAUCAGAGCUGCUGAAUGAAAAAGAGAUGGUGGAUGAAACAAUGGAAGGUAAUGAGCCAACAGAAAGUCAAAACGAAGAAGAAGAAGAAAAUGAGGAUAUGACAAAUGGUAGAAAAAAUGUAGACGAAGUGGAGCAUGAUGAUGCAGAAGAGAAGGAAGAUGAUGAAGGUAUUUCUCAAGAUUCGACCACACCGCCACCUUGUCAAAUUCCGGAUGGCAGUGACGAUCCGACUCUCAAAAGCAUCUCCGAAGUCCUAAGUCGAAUCCAUUCGAGCUUCUUUCAACAUUACGAUAAGACCGGAAAUGUAGGAUAUGGAAUUGUAAAUACUUCAAAUUUCAGAUUGCACAUGUUCGGGACAUUGCAAAGUCGAUCAGACUCUCGGUUCUGAAAGAUGAAAUCAUUGUUUUCUCGGGGCUUCCAAAAUACGGAGAUCUCAGGAAACAUCAGCUCGUUAGUUGUGUGGAGGCAUUCGGAGCUGUAGUGGAUGAAGAUGUAACCGAAAGUACAACAGUUCUGGUGGCUUUGAAAGCACGAACAUCGUGGGUUACACAAGAUUGUGUUUAUAGAUCGCUUCUAGAAAAUACUUCGAUGCCCAUCGACGGAAAAUCCCGAUUGUGAGUCCAAAAUGGAUCGAAGAGUCGGCAGCUCAUUGGAAGAACAUGGAGAAGAGCGAAUUCACUGAUCCAGAAUCCCUCAAACCGUUGGCACACUGUGGAUUGCCUCAAGAGAUUACCGAGAAAGCAGAGAUCACCACUUUGGGAAGGAAAGACAUUCUGGGAAUGGAGGAAGAAGUAAAUCAAUUCUUGGAGGAUAUUGACGAUGAAUCUGACGGUAAUGAAGAGACUGAAGGAACAGAGGACAGUCUGAGGAAGAGACGGGCGUCCGAUUCUGAGUGUGACAAUCCAAACAAAGUGAUGAGAAUGGAACAAGAAGAUGGAAAUGAAGAGUCGGUGACGGAAGAGGUGUUCGGAGAAGAGGAUUCUGAUUCCGGAGACGGAAUGGCCGCUGAUCUCGAAAAUCUACUAAACAACUAA
Molecule: messenger RNA, 2134 nt
Organism: Bursaphelenchus xylophilus (pine wood nematode)
Lineage: Eukaryota; Metazoa; Nematoda; Chromadorea; Rhabditida; Aphelenchoididae
Source: the annotation of a GenBank genome assembly